Vanderwaltozyma polyspora DSM 70294 is the source of this 1326-nucleotide messenger RNA. RefSeq names its product OSBP family protein. Bases 1 to 1326 code for a protein of 441 amino acids. The record is from RefSeq and is a predicted model, not a curated record. Gene Ontology annotation, cellular component: intracellular membrane-bounded organelle; cortical endoplasmic reticulum; membrane. Gene Ontology annotation, molecular function: sterol binding. NCBI's taxonomy places the organism in Eukaryota, Fungi, Ascomycota, Saccharomycetes, Saccharomycetales, Saccharomycetaceae. The transcript has a single exon.
AUGUCAACCGCCUUAAAAAUAAAAAAAGGGGGCUCUAGAGAUGAGAUAUCUGAAAAGUCACAUAACAAUAGCUCAGCAAACCUCUCUAAGAAUGACAACAAUGCCAUGGAUACUGACGAUAUAGAUGAAGAAGAUGAAUCAGGUCAAAACAUCAUUUUAAAUAUUAUCUCCCAAUUGAGACCUGGUUCCGACUUAUCAAGAAUUACAUUACCAACGUUCAUUCUUGAAAAAAAAUCUAUGUUAGAAAGAAUCACAAAUCAAUUACAAUUCCCUGAUGUGUUACUAGCAGCUCAUGAUGAAAAAGACCCACUAGAAAGAUUUGUGAAAGUUUGUGCUUGGUAUCUCGCUGGUUGGCACAUUGCUCCAAAAGCCGUCAAGAAACCAUUGAAUCCAGUUCUGGGUGAACACUUUACUGCUUAUUGGAAUUUACCAAAUAAACAGCAGGCAUUUUAUAUUUCUGAACAAACCAGCCAUCAUCCACCUGAAUCAGCCUAUUUCUACAUGAUUCCCGAAUCUAAUAUUAGAGUUGAUGGUGUGUGUAUUCCAAAAUCUAGAUUUUUGGGUAAUUCGUCUGCUGCAAUGAUGGAAGGUUUAACUCAGUUACAAUUUUUGGAUAUCAAAGAUUCCAAGGGUAACCCUGAAAGAUAUACAUUAUCUCAACCAAAUGUUUAUGCUAGAGGUAUUUUAUUCGGUAAAAUGAGAGUUGAAUUAGGCGAUCAUAUGAUUAUUAAAGGUCCAACCUAUCAAGCUGAUAUUGAGUUUAAAACAAAGGGGUUUAUUUCAGGUACUUAUGAUGCAAUUGAAGGUGUUAUCAAAGAUUAUUCAGGCAAGUCCAUCUGUGAGAUUUCAGGUAAAUGGAAUGAUAUCAUGUAUAUUAAAUAUCUAAAAGAAAAGCAUUCAAAGAAGACAGUAUUAUUUGACACCCACAAAAGUUCACCACUAAAACCUUUAGUACGUCCAUUAAAUGAACAAGGUGAUUAUGAAUCAAGAAGACUAUGGAAGAAGGUCACUGAUGCUCUUGCUCAACGUGAUCAUAAGGUAGCAACAGAAGAAAAGUAUCAAAUUGAAAAUUACCAGAGAGAACUAGCUAAGAAGCGUGUCGAAGAUGGUGUCGAAUUUCAUCCUAAAUUAUUCAGAAAGUCCAAACCUGGUGAAGAUGUAGAUUGGAUGAUCUUCAAACACAUACCUGAAAAUGCUAGCCAUGAAGACCAGAUUAGAAAUAUUUUGGAGCUUGUUCCAAUUUUACCUGGUCAACAAUUUACUGAAAAGUUUUCCAUUCCAGCUUAUAAGAAACAUGAAAUACAAAAAAAGGAACAUAAUGUGUGA